AUGAUUGUCGAAACGCACAUCAUCCCUCAAGGAAUAAUCCUCGCCGUCCUCGCCCCGUUCGUCUUCAUUCUCAACUUUCCACCUCUCAUAUGGCAUUUCCGCAACCGCAACACAGCAGCCAUUUGCAUGGUCUUCUGGGUCAUGCUGAUGAACUUCAUGACUGCAAUCAACGUCAUCAUAUGGCCGUAUAUUGACAUGCGGUCCAUGUAUGACGGUCAAGGUCUUUGUGAUGUAGAGAUCAAGCUGCUUGGAGCCAGAAGUCCCGGAUUGACAGCAGCAGUGUUGUGCUUGUUGCGUGCACUUGCCAGGGUGCUGAACACAGAGAAGAAUCUACUUGGGCCGACGAAAGCACAGAAGCGAAGGAAUACAGCGGUUGAGAUGGUAUGGUGUGUGGUGUUGCCGUUGUUUACCAUGCUGUUGCAGUGGAUCGUGCAGUUCAAUCGGUUCGCUCUCACCGGUGUCUCUGGCUGUCAACCGUUCAUCACAAACGACUGGACGGGUUGGACGCUCACAGCUCUGCCACUGCUACUCACCAACGCUGUUGCCGUCUACUUUGCUGUCAUCGUCAUCAUUCGCCUCUUCAAAUACAAAUCUUCCUUCAACUCCAUCCUCGCCAGCAGCAACACAACACGCUCCCGCUUCCUCCGCCUCUUCAUCAUCGCCUUUGUCUUUCUCAUCGGCAUCACCCCUCUCCAGAUCUACAUCCUCGUCGUCCAAGUUCCUCCCCCAGGUGCCAAGCCCUUCUCCUUCUCUACCAUCCAUGACCCCUCUUCUUGGAAUUCCAGUGUGGUGAUACCAUCUACGGUCUUGUACGAUCGCUGGACCAAUCUCGGGUGUGGGCUUUUGAUCUUCUUCUUCUUUGGGCUGGGCAAAGAUGCGGUGGGUAUGUAUAGAGAGUGGCUUGUCAAGCUUGGAUUGGGUGCAUGUUUUCCUGUGCUUUUGCAGACCGAACAUUCCCAGCGGGGAAUGCUGUCGUCCGACCAUUCGAAGAUCCCGUUGAGGAGAAAGACUUCUUGGUCGAAGAUUGAAAGGUGA
Molecule: messenger RNA, 1035 nt
Organism: Aureobasidium pullulans EXF-150
Lineage: Eukaryota; Fungi; Ascomycota; Dothideomycetes; Dothideales; Saccotheciaceae
Product: fungal pheromone STE3G-protein-coupled receptor
Exons: 2
Coding region: 1-1035 (344 amino acids)
Biological process (GO): G protein-coupled receptor signaling pathway
Cellular component (GO): membrane
Molecular function (GO): mating-type factor pheromone receptor activity
Source: RefSeq, a predicted model, not a curated record